AUGGGCACCCCUAUUAUUAACUCAGACUCGGUCCCCAGCGAACUUUAUCAGACCAGUGCGUGGAAAUAUAAAGGUGAAGGAAAUGCGAAUAUUAUUUUGACGUAUAUCGGGGAACUUGAUGAUUUCAAAUCGACUGUUAUUCGCUUACGAAAAUCCGAGGAAAAGGAGAAAGAAGAUUCCUUGAAAAUCAAUAAUCAAACUGAUAGUGGCGUUUCUAGCAAUAAAGAAGAUGAACAUCAGGAUGAUUCGAUGCAAACAUCGUCUGUCAACCCACAAGCAUUUACUGUUUCUUAUAUUCAGGGCGUGAUCGCUCCUUUGAUUGGGGCAGAAUAUACAAGUGAAUCGAAAUUAUUACAAAUAACACCCGCUUUUCUACAAGCACUCUCAAGAUCGAUAUUUUCGCAUCGUACUCCAGAUAGGGUACAUAAAAACAUUGACUUCACGCAACGAUACGCGAUCCUUUCUCCGGAUUACACGAAAUUUCGAUCUAAUAAUAAGCAGCAAGAAUCACCGAUUAAUGCGAUAUCUAUUGAGAUCAAGCCAAAAUGGGCGUUCAUCCCCACAUCGACCAACAUUGCUGCGUCAAAUUUAGUAAAACGCGAAACCUGUCGUUAUUGCAUGCACCAAUAUUACAAACACAAAAAAACCCAAAAACACAUAAUUAUUGAUAAACAACGGACAACAAUAGUGACAGAUUAUUGUCCAUUGGAUUUAUUUUCGUUAAAAAAAGAUCGAUUGAGACGUGCAAUUGGUGCGUUGAUUUCCACGCCUAUGAAUAAUUUUAAACUUUUUGUGGAUGGAUCAUCGGUGGAUCUUGCAAAGAUAACCGAAAAUCUGAUAACAUUGUUAACCGCUACAAUCCUAAAAGAACACAACCUAUUUUCACGACUCAAACACCUUCAAAAGACACUUGACGAAUUAGAUAUCGAAGGGAUAAUGAAAUUAUUGUCGUCGCAAACAUCAUCCUCAUCCUCGUAUACUCGGUUAUUUGUUGCUGAGCCAUCGUUAGAAGAGUGGCGCACAGCUGCUUUACGAUACCUCGAGCGGACUGAAAGGCGUACGGACGGCGGUACACUACAAUCAUCAAAUUCUUACGAUAAUAGUGGUAGUAGUAUUGAGAAACAGCCAAUAGACGAAGCAGAGAUCAAGCAACGAAUUCUAGAGUUCCUUCUAUCGACCACUUUUAAGGAUUGUUCAAUUAUUUUCACUUUCCAGAAAACAUCUUUAGCAGAACUUUCAACAAAUAAUGACAAUGAUAUCACCUUUUUUCCAGAACAAGUCAAAUAUAUUUCAAUUCCAUUCUCACCAAACAUCAAGAAGCAUAAUAGUGGUAAUAACAGUAAUCAGGAACAUCACCAGUAUUACAAAUAUAAAACUGUAAUACUGGAUCUUGACCCGAAAUCGAUCUUGAAACUCGACUAUUAUUAUGAUCUUGAUGUGAAGAUUGUGAGAAACUUUUUAGAGUAUGCUGAGAAAGAACUUGGCGUUGAAGAUGACGAUAAUGGAGAACCAAAUAAUAAUAGUCAUGUAUUUUUGGGUGCAAAUAAAAGGAAAUGCUUUGAAUAG
Molecule: messenger RNA, 1566 nt
Organism: Ambispora leptoticha
Lineage: Eukaryota; Fungi; Glomeromycota; Glomeromycetes; Archaeosporales; Ambisporaceae
Source: the annotation of a GenBank genome assembly